GCUGAUGGAGGCAGAGCUUCCUGUCUCUCUACAUCUCAGUGCACUGAGAUAUAAUUGAGCGCAGUGAAAGCCGUGCAUUCAUUCAAAGACUCUGAGCAGCGCUGCUGAAGCCUGGGGGCUCAGUAGUGAUUCAGCAGCAUCUCGGAGCAGUGGAUAGGAGAAAGAGACAAUAAAGACCUAAAGAAAAGGGUGGGAGAAAAGAAGACCAGACGAGCUGAUGUUUCCUUGGCAAAACCAUGCCAAAACCGAUUUUUGAAAACUUCUCCUCGCUUUGAUAAAGAUCUGCUCAAAAUUCCUCUCAACUCCCGGAAAUUCGGAUCUCACUGGAUUGUCGCGCAUCAUCGAGCGCACCGGACCUUAAGUGGUGUGAAGGUAGUGCUUUGCGUUAUUUGAGACUUAAAGUGAUUGUGUGAGAGAGAGCUGGGAGAGGAUCAGCCGAAGUGGCCGACCAUUCAGAAGGAUGCUGGAGGGCAAUGCCUGCAGAAAGAGAGGAUGAGAUUUGUCAAAAGGCGCUGGAAUUGCUGUCCGACCUGUGCUCCAAGGGGGAGGUACAGGAUGACAACUGCCUGGAUUUCAUUUACUACUUCAGGGACCUGGCCAGACCGCGUUACACAGACUCAGAUGUAUCUGUGAGCCUGUUGUCCUUGCUGGUGACCACCUGUGGUCUGGCUCUCUUCAGCGUCUCAGUCUUUGUGUCAUGGAAGUUGUGCUGGGUGCCACUGAGUGGCCGCUUUCUCCCAGAUGUCCUCAAGGGGGCUCACUUCCUGGGAGGAGACCAACAACCAGUCCUAACAGAGGUGGAUGGAGACGAAAGGGAGUACAGUGAAGAUGGUUGUGUGAAGGAGCCCAUUGGGCCACCCCCAUCUAUUGCUGUACCAGAGUCGGCCCUGAAGAUUAGCCACACAUCGCCUGAUAUCCCACUGGAGGCUCAGGCCAAGUUGGAGAUAAACCAGAUCCACACUCUGGCCAGGGACAGGGUUCAAAGGCAAAUUACUGAGCCCACCUCCUCUGUACGGCACAACUCCCUUCGUCGUCAGUUGAACUUGUCGAAUCCAGACUUCAAUCCUGCUCAGUUCCAGCGUCAGGAGUCUCUCUCUGGUUUGGGCAGAAUCAAACCAGAACUCUACAAGCAGCGCUCUGUGGAUGCUGAAGACGGUCGUCACUCUGACAGCUGUGGGCGUCUGCACUUUGUCCUGAAGUUUGACUUUGACUUGGAACAACUGAUAGUGAAAAUCCACAAGGCCCAGGACCUCCCAGCCAAGGACUUUACAGGAACCUCAGAUCCAUAUGUUAAGAUCUACUUGUUGCCAGACCGCAAAAAUAAACACCAGACAAAGGUGCACCGCAAGACACUCCACCCAGUGUUUGAUGAGGUGUUUCUCUUUCCUGUGGAGUAUGCUGAGCUGUCUAGCCGCAAACUGCAUUUUAGCAUAUAUGACUUUGACAGGUUCUCUCGCCAUGAUUUGAUUGGCCAAGUGGUGGUGGACAACUUCCUGGAUCUUGCCGACUUUCCCCGGGAGACAAAACUGUGCCGGGAUAUACAGUAUGUAACCUUGGACAAUGUGGACCUGGGAGAGCUGAUGUUCUCAUUGUGCUAUCUUCCCACGGCUGGUCGGCUCACCAUCACCAUGAUCAAAGCAAGAAAUCUCAAAGCCAUGGACAUCACUGGAGCUUCAGAUCCAUAUGUUAAAGUGUCCCUGAUGUGUGAUGGUCGGAGGUUAAAAAAAAGGAAGACAUCAACCAAACGUAACACUCUGAACCCAGUCUACAAUGAAGCCAUCGUGUUUGAUGUUCCUCCUGAGAACAUUGACCAGAUCAGCCUGCUCAUAGCUGUCAUGGACUAUGAUCGGGUCGGGCAUAAUGAAGUGAUUGGGGUUUGCAAAGUGGGAAGUGAGGCAGAGACUUGGGCGAGACCACUUGGGCGAGACCACUGGAAUGAGAUGCUGACAUAUCCACGGAAACCAAUUGCACACUGGCAUCCUCUCAUAGAGUGGGUUGGACAGGGAGCAGUGGGGAGUGGAUCCACCAACUCCCUGAAGACACCACCAUCACCAUGACUGCUCACAACUACAACGAAAAACACGUCUUCACUUGCACAAACUCAGAGACAAAAAUACACAGUCUCAGGUGAUAUACGGCUAGUUGGUGGACAUAAAGAAAGUUCUUCUUGAAUGUUAAAACAUACAAGGUGUGAUUAACCCCAGUUGUAACAUCAGCUGAAAGCCAUACACAAACUUGUAUCACUAUUGAACAAGGCUAUACGGUGAGUAAGGUAACUAACUUCCUCCCCCUCACAACCAAAAACACUUAACAACAUUCCAAAUGAACUAUAACAAAUAUUGUAUUUGUUACUGACAGUAUUAACAUGUUGAAUUCUGUAGAAAGUAAUGCCUUUUAAGUAACUUACAGUUUGUGGACCAAUAUCAAUCAUUUUUAGAUAAUUGAAGAUAUAACUUGUGAUCUGAGUGGUAAGCUAUGAAGUAAUAUUUAGAGAUGUCAGUUUAAGAGAGUAUUAGCUUUUCAAAAUUGUGUUUGGCUGUGAUGUAGAAUAUUCCAGCUUUACUUGCAUCAAUAAAGUGUUAAAAUAACUUUUUGGCAGCAAUAGCAGCCAUGAAGUUUCAUCUCAUUAAGCUUAGUUUCAGCUCUAUUAGUGACUAUCUCACUAACACUUCCUGAAAAUAUUUAGAAUAAAAUGAUUUACUUUAAGAAUGUGUAAAUCCACUGACAGAAAUUACAUGAAGUGUACUAUUUACUGCAUGUUUAUUGUCACAUUUUGUAAACAGGGGUGUGGUCAAAAUAAGGGAAAUGCAAUUCUGAUAGUCUAGACCUUUUCAUUGAAAGAAUAAUAAAUAAUGGCUGUUAUGAGGAGGACAACGUGAUCCUCCAAACCUGGAGACCUCAGGUGGACAGCCUGAGGCCUGGACAAGGGCAGACCUGGAGACCUCAGGCUGGUGGCAUUGGGCGAGGGCAGAGGAUGAUCAUGUAUCCUCAGGCAGACAACUGCCAGUUGGCCUGUUAGGGGGGCAAGGCAGAAAUAAAGCAGGGGUUGGUCUAGGCUGGAGGAACUAGAGCAACAGGGACAUCUAGGAGUUCUUAGGAAGUUGGACGGACCAAUGGAGAGCAGGGCAGGACAUCAGAGCUAGUAGUGCUAAGAGGAAGGCGCGUCUGCAGAUUUGAGGAGUGGCUUAUAGACAACUGACUGAGGGGACAUUUGGGCUACUAAGACCUUGUGGCUUGGUUUGACAAGUUUGGUAGUUUGAAUUUAAUGUCAUUUUGCUUAAAGCUAAGAUGUGAAACUACAAAAUAACAUUGAUGAAUUUGCAGACGAACAAAGGAUUUGGAUAAGUUCACCUUUUAAUUGGCUGAUGAUUGAAUCAGGUAAAGGAUGGGGAACUAGGUGUGUAGCAAGGAUAAAGGGAAUGUAAAGAUUACAGUGACCAUGCAAAUUCCAAUCUUUACAGUCACUGAGUCAUAGACUUACAGGUGUGUUUCUGCUAUGUGUGUGAAGUGCUUAGUGUUGUCCUUUUGUUCAAUUUGUGCAUGAGGGCUCAGAUUCUUAACUCAUUUUCUAUCAGUCCUCAUAUCUAAAGAAUUUCCUCUGGGAGUAGGCCUUUUAUUUAUUUUUAUUGCAAAAGCUGAUGUGAUGAACGCUUAUGUUCAGCCCCCUACUACAUAGAUAUUUGUGUAUUGAUAUAAUGUUUUAAAAUAAAUUUAAACAACGACAUUGACAGGAGAAAAAAUCAGAUUAGUGUAUCUGUAAGUGGCAACAUGCAGUUAAUUACUAGUGAUUAUUUAUUUAAAGUGAUAUGGUUGUUUGUGUUUUUCAGUCAAAAAGGAUUUCUAUUGACCUAUGGUGGUUUGCUAAAAUAUAUAGAAACAAUCUUGCUCCCAGAUGUGUUAUGUCAUGAAAGUGUUUCAUUCUUUAUUUUUCUACGACUCUCUCACUGCACACCUGAGUAUAAAUAAUGAGGAGUUAGUGCUGAGGCUUUAGGGUGGGCUGUGGCAUUGGACCAGUGACUGCAGGGCCUAUAACACUGGUUUCCAAAGUGGGGGAGCCACCAAGAGGGGGGGAAGCGGCCUUCCAAAAAAACUGUAGAAUUUUUUAAUUAUUUAAAAUUGUAUAUUUUAGACAUUAUUUUAAAAUAUAUCAAAAAGAAGUUCAUCUUCAAAUACAAAAACCAAAUCAUUAAGUGAAAUAAAAAUGUAAUUAACGUGUAAAAAUACUUAAAAUGUAAGUUUUUGCAUGACAGCAACGUCAUUAAACAUUAAGAUGCACACAGUGUCUUUUUAUUAUGUUUUUUAUGAACACUCAGUACUUAAGUCUAUACAUGAAAAUUACUUGUAUUCUGCUUCAGCUUUUUUACAAUAAAUAAUAAUGAUAAGGCUUUUAGGUUGUUGUAUUCUUUUGUGUUAGUGUUUGGAUAGGCCUACAGUAUUAGUUCUUGGUUGUGGCUGUGCACCACGUUAUACACAUUAACCUCCUCCAGGGACAGUGGGGGUCCAUAGUCUAUGGCACCCUUAUUUUGGGGGUCCCAAGCUGAAAAGGCAGGGAACCCCUGGCCUAUAAGAGGUCCUGAGCAGGUUUUGUUCAGGAUAACAGAUCAAUGACCAUCACACUCUUCAGGAUGGAGGUAUAUAAGCUGAUUGUUUAGAGAGUGUUAAACUGAUAUCAUACUACAUUAGAGACUGAUAAAUGCACCAAAGCCUCGCACUGAUUUGACUUUAAGAUAUCAAAUGAAGUGUACUAACUGCAUUUGCUUAUGUUUUCACGUUAUUUUUUAAGAUCUGCACACAUCUUUGAUCACAACAGGGCUUCAGCUGAGAUAACACAUCUUAAAUGAUCAAACAUGUCACAAGAAUUCAUCUGUGCAACAGGUUGAUUGAUGCAAAGUGACACACGCAGUCUUCAUUUUUCUUUUCUGUUAAGUCUUCCUGCCUUAGUUUAUAAAAUAUUAGUAUCUGCUGAUGGGAGAGGAAUUUUUUCAUACACAGAAAAUUAAUAAAAAACGUAAACAACAAAAUUAACAACACAAAAUAAAUCUGCUUGAUGAUUGCAAGACAAUAGCAGAUAAGUGUCACAAAUGCGGCUGAACCCAAAUGCAGACCAGACAGAUAAGGUGUCAUAAAGAUGUUUUAUUGUCAAUAUGCAGGGGGGGUGGGGGGUGAAAUUGAGUGAAAUUGUGCAUCAGCACAAUCCUGCUGGUUUGUUUUCCCCUUUGAUUUAGACCACACCCUUUGGUUGCUUUGAUAAGCCAGUGUUUAUUGAAAUUUGGAUUGAUUACAGAACUGUUUAUGUCUUUGUAUUUGACACUGUCACAAAUAACUUCUUUCUAUGUUUGUAGGUACAAUGCAUGCAUUAUGUUUUUGAGUAAUUAUUAAAAACUUCUGUUGUGAGUUACUAAUGAAACUGUAAACACACAAUGUAUUAUGAUCAUAAGAGAGACUGUUUAAACUGUUCAUUCAGAUGUUAAUAAAUAUUUC
Molecule: messenger RNA, 5481 nt
Organism: Labrus bergylta (ballan wrasse)
Lineage: Eukaryota; Metazoa; Chordata; Actinopteri; Labriformes; Labridae
Gene: syt9b
Product: synaptotagmin IXb
Biological process (GO): regulation of dopamine secretion; cellular response to calcium ion; regulation of calcium ion-dependent exocytosis
Cellular component (GO): exocytic vesicle; plasma membrane; dense core granule
Molecular function (GO): calcium-dependent phospholipid binding; phosphatidylserine binding; calcium ion binding
Source: RefSeq, a predicted model, not a curated record